This is a messenger RNA of Gaeumannomyces tritici R3-111a-1, 1166 nucleotides long. RefSeq lists its product as hypothetical. The transcript is spliced from 2 exons. Bases 156 to 704 code for a protein of 182 amino acids. The record is from RefSeq and is a predicted model, not a curated record. NCBI's taxonomy places the organism in Eukaryota, Fungi, Ascomycota, Sordariomycetes, Magnaporthales, Magnaporthaceae.
GUUUUGUAUAUCCCACAACCAGCAUCACCCAUCAACUCCAUCGACCAGCUCCAUCAUCUUUCAACCCAUUUUGUUACCCUCCCCCUGCCCCUCUUACGAACCCCAAUCCCUGCCCCUGCCCCACCCCAACCCAACCCAACCCUAAACCACCCAAAAUGCCCUUCAUCCCCGCCAUCGUCGCCGGCGUCGCCACCGUCGCGGGCGCCGCUGCUCGCAUCGCGCCCACCGUCAUCCGGGCCGUCGGCGCCGCCGGCCGCGUGGGCGGCAAGGUGGCCGACAUCGCCAACCAGGCCCAGAACCAGCGCAGGGGCGAGGGCGGCGGCAGCGUCGGCGACUCGAUGCACCUGACGCACGACGACAUCGUCGGCACGGCCGGCGUGCCCGCCCUCGAGGCCCGCCUCGAGGACUCGGAUAGGCGCGAGCAGCGCCGCAACCUCGUCGGCCUGUGCGGCGUGCCGCAGUACAACUUUGACAUGUGCAAGGACCAGCUCGCAAAGGGCAAGCAGGUCAUGAGCUCCAUCCCGAGCAAGGGUGUGGCCAAGUUCGUCAACAUCCCCCCGGCCUGCAUGAACCUCGCCGUCGUGCUCAGCGGCUCCUGCACGGGUGAGGGCACCAGCCCGGUGCCGUGUGGGUCAGACUGCAUGCAGUACACGGGGCUCAACGACCAGCAGAUGAUGUUCCUCUCCAAGGCCCUCCAAGGCUGAUUGGUUUUCUCUCCCUUUACGACAUGGAGCUCGGCAAGUCCUUUUUCCGCAUCGUCUCUCCUUUUCCUUUUGAUACCCAAUACCUAUUAGGACUCACCUUCACAGCAUCUAGAACAGUGGUCUCGAGACUUUGUUACGCAUCCAGCAAACCGGAAAAAAGGCGUUAGGUGGCAUGGGCGGGUUUUUAUUCUCUGAUUUUUUCUUAGCGCGGCGUUUGGCAAAUCGGUACCUUUACUCUGCCUUUGUUUUAGUCAGGCGUUUGGCGAUAGUUCUUCUCUUCCAUCCAUCCCUCACUUUUGGCUUCGGCGUUAGGAUCAUGGUUCUUUAUUCUUGCUUCAUACACCCUUUCAGAAAGACACUGCAAAUUACACGUGUGUUGAAGCACUGGUACCAACUCCACAUUUGAAACAUUCGAGCCCCGAAUUCCAUAGCAUUUGCGUGUGGGGUCUUGGCUAUAUUCCC